Molecule: messenger RNA, 5574 nt
Organism: Petromyzon marinus (sea lamprey)
Lineage: Eukaryota; Metazoa; Chordata; Hyperoartia; Petromyzontiformes; Petromyzontidae
Product: inosine-5'-monophosphate dehydrogenase 1-like
Biological process (GO): GTP biosynthetic process
Cellular component (GO): cytoplasm
Molecular function (GO): IMP dehydrogenase activity
Source: RefSeq, a predicted model, not a curated record
CUCUCAUCCCUAGCUCCCGUCCACCCCCUCCCUCCACAACUCCACCCACCCUCUCACCACUCGCUCCUUUCCGUCCCUUAUAUCCAUAACUCCCAUCCCCACGCUCCCUUCUAUCCAUCCCAUCCCCUCUCCCAUCCCCUCUCCCAUCCCCUCGCUCCCCGCCUCUCCUCCACUGACACCGGACUCAUGGAGAAGAGCGGCGGGGAGUGCGACCAUCUCUCGGCGGACGAGCGGUCAGACUCUGGAGGAGGUGGAGGAGGAGGAGGUGGAGGAGGAGGAGGAAACAGCCCCGGGUCCUGGCAGAGUUGCUCCUCGAGCGGGGUAGCAGCCCUCGGCUUGGGGAGCCCAAGUUCGACUCCCCUGUGCGUUUUAUACGGCACCGCAGGACAGAGAUACAAUGCGACCAUGCUCCAGGCGGGGUACGAGAGAGAGAGCAUGGCGGACUACCUCAUCAGCGGUGGGGCCGGGUACGUCCCAGAGGAUGGACUCACGGCCACGCAGCUCUUCGCUGGCACUGACGGACUCACCUACAAUGACUUUCUCAUCCUGCCCGGAUUCAUCGACUUCACCGUGGAGGAGGUGGACCUGACGUCGGCGCUCACCAAGAAGAUCACGCUGAAGACGCCGCUCGUCUCCUCGCCCAUGGACACCGUCACCGAGUCCGACAUGGCCAUCGCCAUGGCGCUGAUGGGCGGCAUCGGCUUUAUCCAUCACAACUGCACCCCCGAGUCCCAGGCUCACGAAGUGCACCAGGUCAAGAAGUACGAGCAGGGCUUUAUCACGGACCCCGUGGUGCUGAGCCCGGCACACACGGUGGGCGACGUGCUGGAGGCCAAGGCGCGCCACGGCUUCUCAGGGAUCCCCAUCACCGAGACGGGGCGCAUGGGCGGCCGCCUCGCCGGCGUCAUCACCUCGCGCGACAUCGACUUCCUCACCGAGAAAGACCACGGCAUCCCGCUCCACCAGGUGAUGACGCGGAAGGAGGACCUUGUGGUGGCCCCAUUUGGCGUGACCCUGAAGGAGGCCAAUGACAUCCUUCAGAGGAGCAAGAAAGGGAAGCUGCCGAUCGUGAACGAGGCCGGCGAGCUGGUGGCCAUCAUGGCACGCACCGACCUCAAGAAGAACCGCGACUUCCCGCUCGCCUCCAAGGACGCGCACAAGCAGCUGCUGUGCGGCGCCGCCGUCGGCACUCGCCCGGACGACCAGCACCGCCUGGAGCUGCUCGUCAAGGCCGGGGUGGACGUCGUCAUCCUGGACUCCUCCCAAGGGAACUCGGUGUUCCAGAUCAACAUGAUCCGCUACAUCAAGCAGACGUACCCCGAGCUGCAGGUCAUCGGCGGCAACGUGGUGACGGCGGCGCAGGCCAAGAACCUGAUCGACGCGGGGGUGGACGCGCUCCGAGUCGGCAUGGGUGCCGGCUCCAUCUGCAUCACGCAGGAAGUGAUGGCAGUUGGCCGCCCCCAGGGCACCGCCGUGUACCGCGUGGCUGAGUACGCGCGCCGCUUCGGUGUGCCCGUCAUGGCUGAUGGCGGCAUCCAGACGGUGGGGCACAUCACCAAGGCGCUGGCGCUCGGGGCCUCCACCGUGAUGAUGGGCUCCCUGCUGGCCGCCACCACGGAGGCGCCGGGCGAGUACUUCUUCUCGGACGGCGUGCGGCUCAAAAAGUACCGUGGCAUGGGCUCGCUGGACGCCAUGGAGAAGAACCAGGGCAGCCAGAGCCGCUACUUCAGCGAGAACGACAAGAUGAAGGUGGCGCAGGGCGUGUCGGGCUCCGUGCAGGACAAGGGCUCGGUGCAGCGUUUCGUGCCGUACCUCAUCGCCGGCAUGCAGCACGGCUGCCAGGACAUCGGCGCCAAGUCGCUCUCCAUCCUCCGGUCCAUGAUGUACACGGGGGAGCUCAAGUUCGAGAAGCGGACCAUGUCUGCGCAGGUGGAGGGCGGCGUGCACGGCCUGCACUCAUACACGUUCGUACCAUUCACGAAGAACGCUCCUACUGAGGGCAGCGGAUGCCCCAGCCGGAGCCGCCAACCCAGCAUCACGCCGUGUGCCACCACGCUGCGCUCCUCCGCCUGCUGCAACGGCUGGAACUGAGCCCCGCACCCCCCCCCCCCGCGCCGCCGCCACUGCCGCCCGUCGCGACCGUCGCCCUCAUCGUCGCUCCCACCCGGGCAGGGACCAUCUGGACGACGGGAUCCGCCGUGAGGGAGAUGGAGCGGGCGAAGCGAGGGAGGAGACGGGGGUGGGGUGGGGGGGGGCAGUAGCAGACGGUGAUCCGCCAGCCGGAGAAUGUUUACGCGGUGUAAUCGUGCACUGUAAGACGGUAGAGAUUAUUUUUUAUGUUUGUCAGACGUGAGAAAAAAACGACCAAAGGUGAAAGAGAGAGACGAUUGUUGUUUUUUACGUGUUUUACUUUGUCCACGCCGGGCCUGGCUAGUCCCCCGGCCCGGUAACCGCGUGCGGAAUAUCGCCCCGUUCGUUUUUGAGUCUCGCAUCAGCAGAACCCACGGCGAUAACGGUGACGCGGCAGAGGUCGCGGUUUUUAUUGGCCGAGCGCAGCGUCGCCACGGCCGCAUGGUCCGAGGGCCAAACCCAGGGCUCUCUGCCACCCCAUCCCCUCCCUACCUACCCCUCAUGUGGGGGGGGGGGGGACCACCACCCACCCGACCUGGGAGUUCACUCGGGGUGUUUGUUUUGUGAAGCCAUUCCAAUGUUUUGACGAAUGUCACGCGCAGUUUACAUUCAGGCCAACGAGUUCGCCGAUGGUCCAUAGUUUGUAAACUUUUUGUAAAAAUUUAACUGGGAAAUGUGAAGAAAUUGGCCAUGAAGGAAAUGACCAGAAACUCGAGUCCCGACUUUCUUUAUCCACGAUGAAGGCAGCGGUGACGUUUCAUUCGAGGAUCGGCGCCUCCGGUCGUGCUGCCGACUGCCGACUCCCGCCAUAGGAAUGUGGACUUUCCGCCAUCGAUUCAGGGCCGAAAAACACGACCAUCUGACCCCCAUGGGGAGACGCGUGCAGGAGCGGGAGGGGAUUUAGACACAGCCCUUUUUAAGUUGUCCUCAUGUCGGUAUUGGAAUUAUAUGAGCAUCUUAUCGUUAUACUGAACAUGUAAUCGCCUAUGUAAUAACAAUAUCCUUUAGAAUCUUACAGAAUACUAGAAAUAUUAACGAUAUCCUAGAAUAAUGCAAAAAUAUUAGAAAUGCUAUGUUGAAUCGUGUAAAAUGAAUAUCCUAUAACAGCAUUUGGUCCUAUGGAGAGACUGGCUCCUGUAAUAGUAAUGUGGAAUUUUUACCAUUCGUAGCUGCCAACAGAAACCAACGCUGCCCCACCUCUCGCUGAGCAGGGAGACACUUGAACGGAUUUACAGCCUUGCUAAUGUAUGGGGUUGUGCAAGAAUUAAAUCAAUUUAAUGACAAAGAUAAUAUUUUCAUGCAGAAAAGGUUAUGUAGAAUCGCAGUUCAUGGUGGUGAUGAUGAUGAAGGUGGGAGUGAUGAUAAUGAUCGCGACGAUUGCUAUUGAUCAUCGUGGCGGUUAUAAUGAAGGUGGUCUUGACAAUGAUAGAAACGAUUACAAUUGAUCAGUGGUGAUGAUGAUAAUGGUAGCGAUGAUUGCUAUUCAUCAUAAUGGUGGUAAUGAUGAAGGUGGUCUUUGAAAAUGAUCGUGAUGAUCGCUAUCGAUCGUAAUAGUGGUGAUGAAGGUGGUCUUGACAAUGAUAGCGACGAUUGCUAUUGAAGCAUGCUGGCAGCGGAGCACGGAAUGGAUAAUAAUGAUGAUGCUAGCAGCAAUCAUCAUUUGUGACAUUGACGACUACGCCGAUGACGACGACGAUGAUGUAAUUGUCAGGCGCCUCCCUCCCUACACUCCUGCACGUAGCACAAACUCUUCUCUCGGGUGCUGUUCGAAGGAUUUUGCACAGUGCAGUCCGCAAGUCCGUGUGGAACAAUAACUCAACGCCUUCGUUUUACUGUACGCGGUCCCUAUUGGUGGCGUGCGUGGCAGCGGGCCCAAGUGACCCUGUUGGAUAACGCCCGCGUAUGGAAAAGCACAACCAUAUUCCCAGCUCUGACGUAUUCCGAUUGCUUGUUGUGAUUAUUCGUACCGUCUGUGACCGUGUUUGUUUUAUAGGAGUCCAGAGCCCACUUGGCUCUCACUCGUGUGUUUUUUUUAGAACCACGAAGCCACGGAACCCACUCGUGUUGUAAGUGCUCGUGAACCACCACCUGCCCAAACGUCGCACCCCCAAAGUGUUAAGUGUCACUUAACUCACCAACCAACCGUUUUUACGUUUUGUUUGUCCUCCGGGAGAGACUUUCCGCCGUCCGGCCGUAGGGAUGUGGAAUUUCUACCGCUGGCUCGGCGUGGCCGGCCGUCGGGGAACGGAGCAGCGAGGCUGUACGGAUUUCAUUUUCAUUUCGACAUUCCUGCAGCGGAGUAUCGUCUGCCCUGUUACUACCCACACACCGUUGGAUUUCGUGCAAUGUGCUACCACUGUUGGUGUUAUUAUUGUUGUCUUUGUUAUUAAUUCCAAUCGUUAAAGCUGCGUGAAACGAUAACCAGUUGUCGGUUCGGUUAUAUUCGAUUACUCUAAUAGUUUUACCGCAGAACGACGCCACGUGAAGCUUGUUUGUAUACCCACCAUUUUUUUGCGUAAAAUAAUUUUCGUGACGCGGUUUUGCGUAGCGCUGGGAUGUGGAAGCCCGCCUUGACAACACUGCAGUUAAUGACUUGGCCCAAAUGGCGAAUCACUUGGCACACGACGACAGUAAAUCGACGAACCGUGGUUUACAUACGCUCACGAUACGUGCGUCAAAUUGUGCGAGUUGAGGUAAAACAUUCACAAUUUAUACACUGACAUUUUACAAACCCCCAGAUGGUUACGGUUAGACGAUACCGACUCGGGUUCUUGAAUUGACAUGAAGUAAAAUCGUGACAAUUCGUCGAAUCGCUGAGAGGUAGUGAAUCGUAACAUGCCUAUAAAGUAUUAAAUAAAGUUUCACAAGACCGGUUAUCUCUGGUCAGACCCCCUUGACUUGCAGUCAAAAGUUGAUGAGGUCUAUGCCCAGUCAGAGAACAAACAGCCCCAUCCUCACUCUGGGAUCAAUAAAAUGACGACCACGGUGUGGGGAUCCAAUAGUGAUUGCCCUAUUUGAGAGAUUUGGCCCCUGCCAUAGGAAUGUGGAAUUUCCCACCACCAUUUUGAGCAGAGAGUCGCUUCCGACUUGAAUAUAAGUGUAGCCGUUUACCAAUUAAACAAACGUUCUUCGAACGCAAAUUAUUGGAAUAAUCAUGGCAGCCCACGUAAUAAUAAUUAUUAUUUCUAUCCUAUCCCAGGCUCGAGGUCCGGGUCUUUGUGUUGCCGAGUUGUUGUGAGCGAGCCGCGUGGUGCCAUGCGCGUGGUUCCGUGCGCGUUGGAGCCGUACGCGUGGUUGCCGUGCGCGUUGGUUCCGUGCGCGUUGGUUCCGUGCACGUGGUUCCGUGCGCGUGGUUCCGUGCGCGCGGUGCUCGCGCUGGGACUCUCGGACCGGGCCCUGUUUACAGAGAAUGACAAAUAAAAGUCACUGCACAAUAAUAACAAA